CACGCUCCGGAACUCACUCCCAAACUUGCGUCUUCCCCUCCUUCCCGUGCAGUUCUGGCCCACUUUACCGUCCUUCAGGAUAGCGGUUGGUUAAUCGUACUUGUUCCCAGAAGGGGUCUAUGCUGUCUAAGGCGCUCGCCUAAAAUCCUUUUUUCUCCUGCUCGGAAGUCUUUGAGGACGCUUCCGGGUCACGCGGUGCUGAUGACCGGGAGUCAUGUGAUACCAAGAUGGCGGCUCCGCGGUAGCUGGCUGCGGGUUGUGGCGUCCGAGGACCCGCGACGGUUUCUACCCUCUGGCCGUGGGGGCGGCAACGCUUGCUGACCCCUGCGGCGGCCCGUAGCCCGUGUUAGGCACUCGAUCUGGGCGGGGGCUGUUGUUGUCCGGGUGGGUUCGGAGGAGUGUAGGUGAUCUCGCUGCAGGUAUCUUGCGCUGCCUGUGCUCGCCGGAGGAGGAGGAGAGCGACAAGCCACCUCUGUCAUCUGGGCCCACAGCUUUGGAGUUCAUGAAGCCUCUGGAGGAACUACACCUCUGAGGGGCUGCUGGAAUUCGAGUCCUCCGGAAAUAUGAUCAGCGCCCCUGAUGUGGUGGCCUUCACUAAAGAAGACGAGUACGAGGAAGAACCUUACAAUGAGCGGGCCCUGCCCGAGGAGUAUUCGGUGCCGCUCUUCCCCUUUGCCAGCCAGGGAGCCAACCCUUGGUCUAAACUGUCCGGGGCCAAGUUCUCGAGAGACUUCAUACUUAUUUCUGAGUUCUCUGAGCAGGUGGGACCCCAGCCUUUGCUAACCAUCCCCAAUGACACCAAAGUUUUUGGCACUUUUGAUCUCAAUUACUUCUCCCUUCGGAUCAUGUCUGUGGAUUACCAGGCUUCCUUUGUGGGCCAUCCUCCUGGUUCUGCCUACCCCAAGCUGAACUUCGUGGAGGAUUCCAAGGUAGUGCUGGGAGAUUCUAAGGAAGGGGCCUUUGCAUAUGUGCACCACCUUACCCUGUAUGACCUGGAGGCCCGUGGCUUUGUGAGACCCUUUUGCAUGGCUUAUAUAUCAGCAGACCAGCAUAAAAUUAUGCAGCAAUUCCAGGAGCUCUCAGCCGAAUUCUCAAAAGCAUCUGAGUGCUUGAAGACAGGCAACAGGAAGGCAUUUGCUGGGGAACUUGAAAAAAAGCUAAAAGACUUGGAUUACACUAGGACAGUGCUGCACACAGAAACAGAGAUCCAGAAGAAAGUCAACGACAAAGGCUUUUACUCAUCUCAGGCAAUUGAGAAAGCUAAUGAACUGGCCAGUGUGGAGAAGUCCAUUAUUGAACAUCAAGACUUGCUUAAGCAGAUCCGCUCAUACCCUCAUCGGAAGGUGAAGGGGUCUGAUUUGUUUCUUGAUGAGAUGGAGCAUACCCAGGAUGAGACCAACCAAGCACUCACUACCUCUAACCCUGAUGAGUCUGCUGACACAGACCUUUACACCUGCAGACCAGCUUACACUCCAAAACUCAUCAAAGCAAAGUCUACCAAGUGUUUUGACAAGAAGUUGAAGACCCUGGAGGAGCUCUGUGACACUGAGUAUUUCACCCAGACCCUGGCGCAGCUUAGCCACAUAGAGCACAUGUUCAGAGGAGACCUGUGCUAUCUACUGACCAGUCAGAUUGACAGAGCACUUCUAAAACAACAGCACAUAACAAACUUCCUCUUUGAAGACUUUGUGGAGGUUGAUGACAGGAUGGUGGAGAAACAAGAGAAUGAGCCCUCUCAGCCCAGUCAGGAUAAGCUGCCUUCCAGGUCUCUAGAAGAAUUUCCCAUUCCUAAAGUGUUAAUUAGUGUUGGUUCUUAUAAGUCCAGUGUGGAGUCUGUGUUGAUCAAGAUGGAGCAGGAAGUUGGAGAAGAGGAGUACAAAGAAGUGGAAGUGACAGAGUCAAGCAGUUUUGACCCCCAGGAAAACCUGGACUACCUGGAUAUGGAUAUGAAAGGGAGUAUCAGCAGUGGGGAAAGCAUUGAGGUUCUGGGCACAGAGAAGUCCACCUCUGUGCUGUCUAACUCUGACAGCCAGGCCAGUCUCACUGUGCCAUUGAGCCCCCAGGUGAUCCGGAGCAAGGCUGUCAGCCACAGGACCAUCAGUGAGGACAGUAUUGAAGUCCUGAGCACCUGUCCUUCUGAGGCCCUCAUCCCUGAUGACUUUAAGGCCAGCUACCCAAGUGCCAUUAAUGAAGAAUCCUAUGCAGAUAAUGAAGAGGCCAUCCGCUUUCUGGCAAGCAUCAGACCACCAGAACUGGGUGAUGCUCAGGAGGACAGCUUGGAAAACACUCCAUCACAAGCAGACUCCUCCUGCUGUAUUGGGAAGGACAGCGAAGGUCAACUGGUGUCACUGCCCACUGCAGCCCACACUCUUUCUGAUGAGGUUGGUGUGGUGAGCAUUCCCCCACAGCGCUACAGGCAGAAGGACCAGGAGUUCCUUGUGGAUUUUGUAGCAGAAAAUGCCAACCCUUCUUCCCGAGACAACAGUUGUGAAGUGCUCCCAGCUUAUGAGCUGGACCCAAACCGCCUGCUGGCUAGUCGGGAUGUCAGUAAGACCAGCCUGGACAACUACUCAGACACCAGCUACGUGAGCAGUCUAGCCUCCACCAGCUCAGACAGGAUCCCCUCUGCUCAUACUGCUGGUCAGUCUUCUGAGAGACAUAAAAAGAAGGCUGGCCUGAACGCCUUAAAAUUCAUUCGUCAGUACCCCUUUGCCCACCCGGCCAUCUACUCCCUGCUCAGUGGGAGGACACUUGUGGUCCUGGGGGAAGAUGAGACCAUAGUCAGGAAGCUUGUGACAGCCCUGUCAAUCUUUGUUCCCAACUAUGGCCGUUAUGCCAAGCCUGUGAAGCACUGGGUCUCCUCCCCUUUGCACAUUAUGGAUUUUCAGAAGUGGAAGCUUAUUGGCCUACAGAGAGUGGCCUCCCCUGCCAGCGCGGGCACCCUCCAUGCCCUGAGCCGCUAUAGCCGCUACACGAGCAUCCUAGACCUGGACAACAAAACCCUGCGCUGCCCACUGUACAGGGGCACACUGGUGCCCCGUCUGGCCGACCACCGCACGCAGAUCAAGCGGGGCAGCACCUACUAUCUGCAUGUCCAGAGCAUGCUCACCCAGCUCUGCUCCAAGGCUUUCCUCUACACCUUUUGCCACCACCUGCACCUGCCUGCCCAUGACAAGGAGACACAGGAAUUGGUGGCUAGCCGCCAGGCCAGCUUCCUGAAGUUGAACCUGGGCCUGGUGAAUGAGGAUGUCAGGGUUGUUCAGUACCUGGCUGAGCUUCUGAAGCUGUACUACAUGCAGGAGUCUCCUGGGACCAGCCACCACCUGCUCAGGUUUGACUAUGUCCCCAGCUUUUUGUACAAAAUCUGAGGUUGGUCCCAGCCACUGUGACUAAGACCUGUGACUCAGGGUACAGGGAGGGAGGGGUUGGCAUGACUAAAUGGUUGACUCUUGAACCUUCUGGUAUCAUCAGCAGAAAGGAAACAGGUAGCAUUCGUGGUUCCCAUGUGGCUCUGGGCAGCUUAUGAGGUGGGCUGAGUAGAGGUGGAGCCUGGUGCUCUGGAGGCAUCUGGAAGGACAGUAACAGCUGCCUUUGGCUUUCUGGUGGAGAGGAGGAGUCUUUGGCUUUCUGAGGACUGGCAACCUGGGCAGGAAGAGAAGGCCCCAAUACCUCGGAGAGGCUGGAAAAGGAGAAGGCUGGGGCAGCCAGUGCCUGGAUGGGAGGAUUGCAGUGGUCUCAUUAAACAUCACCGGACACGAGUGGCAAAAUCGGCCAAGGAAGCAGCCCAUUAGCAGUGAUGUGGAAAACAGGACAGAACAGCCAUUGCCUCAUCCAAUCCCACUGUGGGCCUCACUUGGCCUGGAGCCUUUCUUGCUAGGGGGCAAAGAGAUGAGGGAGGGAGCUCUGUCCAGCCAGAGAAUGGGAGGUGCAUGCUUGGAGCUCCAGAUUACACAAGUGGCCCCCUUGUCCUGUUCUUACCUCCACUGGGAAAGAGCCUGUGAGCAGCCAUGGAGGUCACUCAUGGUCAUCACUAGGCCAAAUUAUGAAGCAGGCCCCAGAUGACCACAGCCAGUGUGGGAACUGCCCUGGGAGCUGCAGACGGAGCAGGCUAUGAGUCCAUCACCACUGUGCAAGACAUGAGCCGCCAGCAGCUCUCCUGGGUCUGCCCCUUGGUUCUUCCCAGCCAGAGUACCUGAGCCCUGACUUCCCUGGAAAGAUCCACAGACACACUGGGAAGCAGCAGAGGUCAUACUCCACUUGCCACCUGCGGCAAACCUCUGCAACCAUUUUACUACCUCUCAUGGGGUCUUGUGGGCUUGGCAAAGGCAGAGUUCUGUUCAGCUGACUGGUGUGGGUACCAAAAACAGAGAGUAGGGACUUCCUGGACCAGCUCAUGUGGCUCUCCUUAUGGACCUGCCUCUGGGAGGCUGUGUCCGCCUAUGUCCCCACUGCUCACAACUGUCUCUAUGAGUCCCCUUCAAAGAAGGCAUUUGAAACUGGGAAAGAGAUGCCCUCUGGUCAUCCACACCUGUCCCAACAAAGAUCAGUGCUGCUUCCCUGGGGCUUGUUAUGCAUCUGCCACUGGUAUGUGGAUGGAGGGCUUCUCAUAACCUUGAAAAUGUCAGACCUUAUUUUUUUUUUUAUAAAGCUGGAUUCCACCCCCCUUCCCCCAGUGGAGAAAACUCUGGUAUCACUGCUUCUUUUUAAUUUGUUCCAUGAAAAUUGUAAACUGGACCCAAGUCAGCCCUGUGUAUACAUCUACUGGCUACUGCAUUCCCUGCACUUGGGUUCUGGUGCCUCGGCUUAGUCUCCCUGUCAGCUGUGCACACAACUGAGGUCUUGCACAGAGGGAGCCAAGUGACCAAAGAUGGCUUAUGGCACAUCACCCUUGUGGUUAUCUUCCUUGCCAAGGUUUUUGGCACAAGGAUGUAUGUCCAUGUUGGUUCCCACCACUGGCUUUAGGUCACGGUCCCUGAUCUGUCAGAGAGUGUGAUUUUGCUUCUGAGCCUGUGAUGGAGAAACUUUUGUGGCAGAUGGCACUGGCUGUAUCUGUUCAGUUCUCUGUCACUGGACUCAUUAUAGUCACCUUGGCAGCUACUUACUGAGAUGUCCAUUUUUCCUUGUGGGUUCACUCAUCUACCACCUCCCUCCUAGCAUUUUAGAUGCCACUUUGCUUUCUGAUUGGAUGGGUACAUGCUAUUCCUCAGGCCUCCAAGACUGUGAUAAAAUGACAAGCUGGGAAGUGGUCUACCGCUGUCACAUUGUGUGUGAAACUCAGCUAACACUGUGCUCACCUGGGAAACUGAUAAAGGCAGAAACUGAGUUUUGGGCAGAUACUGAACUGCAGCCACACUUGGCCUUCUACUAAAGUCAUGCAUUGCAGUGGUGUUAGGUGGGAAUCCACUUGGGGGUAUUUGUUUUGCACUCAGCCUCAAGGGUGGCUCAGGACAAAGGCAAGAGACUGAUGGGAGUGGACACAACACAGUCCCACGUGACAGCCAUAGAAAUGGCAGAUGGGGUGCCUCUCCCUUGAAAUGAUUCUUCAUUUAAGUAAAAAUGGCUUCACCGACUGAGGGAUUAAACUCCAGAGCUCUAGAUUUUGGCUUAAAAACUGACUUCUACAUGGUGAUUUCAAAAGAUUACUGAUGCAAAGCAUGCUUCCUUUCAGAGAAAUCUCAGUGACACUGGGACUGAGUUAUAGCUUGGGCACAGGUACUGGACACUCUGCCCCUCCCUAGCUUCUCUGCUUUGGAGGACUAGAACUUUCUAGAAGUCUUGCAUUUAUAUCCCUUGAUGGUGUGGGGACCUAUGCAAUGGGACUCAUCUUUUCAAGAGUUUCCAUCUGAGGUAGUCCUCUAGUAAUAGGUUAGUAAGUUUUAAUACACUGAAAAACACCUCCCAGAAAGGUAUCAGAACUCCGUAUUACUUUUUCAGUCCUGUCACUUUUGUGGGCCCUGGUAAAACUGGUAGUUUGAGGCUUGUUUCAAUUUGACCUCCAACCCAUUAUUUGUCUCCCUCAGUUUUUAGAGCCUAGGUUAAGAACCACUGGAUCAGGCUGGCAGCUAUGCACUAAUGACGCCAAGAAGCUCCACUGUAGGUAGAGGUCAGCCCCUGGCCUCCUGUAGCAGGCAAGGCAUGCCAGCCUGAACUGCUGCCUCACUUUCUCCAGGAACCUCACUGCUUUAGUGGAACCAUCGGAUUUUAGAAAUUGUGAUUUUCAUAAUUUACAACAGCAGCUGAAGUCAUAUACAUUGUUCCCAGAUUGGAAAUGGACUGUGAUAGCAAAUCUGUUAUUUCCCAUCUGCCUUUUAAUUCCUUGUUUCAGAUCAGUUGCUGUAUUCAGAGUAUAGUAGAUUUCAACCCCACCCAAAUAACAAGUCCCAUUUCAAAAAUUCUAGGGAGGCCAGGAGAUUUCGCCUCAAGUGCCAGGGCUGUGGUUUUACAAUGCAGUUUGGAGGCAGAGAGCUUUCUGCUCCCUGGACAUCCUACAUGCACAUUGCCCAGCUGCUUGUGCUAAGUGCGUGCCCGAUGCCCCAACCCUAUGCUACAUUAGGGCCGGUGUCGUGUGCUGCUAUGUUGCCUUGUUGGUACAACUGGCAGCAUCAGCUCAACCAGUGGAGGAUGCGCCAGCAGGUAUGCCAGGUCUUCUGGAGGAACUGAGCUGCCACAGCAGCCAGCCAGGCAGGUAGGUCUCUCCCAAGCUUUUACCUUCUGCCUCUCUAGAAAGCUCACAAGAUGCCUUUCCUUGUACCUUGAAGCAUCCUAGCCAGCUUUCUGACCUUGUCCCAAACAGUGAUAGAAUUGGCAUCUUUAAAAGAGAUAACAGUAUUAUAUUAACAGGCUGCAAAAAGGAAAAAGCAUCAGAUUUUUUACUUCUGCCUGGAAAGUGAAACCACUCUGAGCUGAUAAGGUUGGGUACACUUAAGUUUUCCUGAAUCCAGUCCCCUGAACCUUUAAGGUUUGGUUAAAGCAUUGGGAAGGAGGUGGCAGGAGCUGAUGGGGUAUGGGGAUGGGAAAUGAGACAGCACACUAAUGGGACCCAGCUUCCUGGGAGGAACUGUUCAGCUCAAGAGGUCAUACACAGGGGUCCUGGAGAUGUGUGGCAGUCUAGCUAAGCAGGAGUCAGGCUACUGGAUAUAUGACUGCUUGGGCAGCAUAGCAGCUCCCAGAUUGGAUACAGAGAUGUGGAGACUGCCACAGCUGUCCCCACAUGCAGCAGAGGAAACACCAAUAAC
Messenger RNA from Castor canadensis (American beaver), 7235 nucleotides. RefSeq names its product SMCR8-C9orf72 complex subunit (gene Smcr8). Gene Ontology annotation, cellular component: guanyl-nucleotide exchange factor complex. The record is from RefSeq and is a predicted model, not a curated record. Gene Ontology annotation, molecular function: GTPase activator activity. NCBI's taxonomy places the organism in Eukaryota, Metazoa, Chordata, Mammalia, Rodentia, Castoridae.